Molecule: messenger RNA, 2140 nt
Organism: Engraulis encrasicolus (European anchovy)
Lineage: Eukaryota; Metazoa; Chordata; Actinopteri; Clupeiformes; Engraulidae
Gene: napepld
Product: N-acyl phosphatidylethanolamine phospholipase D
Exons: 9
Coding region: 419-2002 (527 amino acids)
Biological process (GO): N-acylphosphatidylethanolamine metabolic process; N-acylethanolamine metabolic process
Cellular component (GO): cytoplasm; membrane-bounded organelle
Molecular function (GO): N-acylphosphatidylethanolamine-specific phospholipase D activity
Source: RefSeq, a predicted model, not a curated record
CACAUAUAUUUGACAGAGUAUUAUUUAUUUGGGGAACUACAGAACUCUCUGGCCAAAGCCCACUGGCUGACAUUGCCAAUGUUAUCCGCUAGAUGGCAGCAUAUCUCCACGAUUAAUCAGUGAAAGUGCCUUCCUUUCCGAAGAAGAGUAAAGUUCACCGGUUUGAAAGCAUUGCUUUGCCAACUAUAGUGGCGAAUAAGAAUAAUAAAUGAUAUUCAACAGGAGUUAAAAUGUCAGACCAAGGAAAGGAAAUGCUCACCUAGUGCUUUAAAAUGUAUUUCUGCUUGUAACACAAGGUACAUGAGCAUUUUCAUCGACAAAACUUCACUUCCUGUUAACAGUUCUAGAUCCGUGAAUGGAGUUCGAUGUCAGCUAAAACUUCUGAACUAACAAAAUAACUAUUUAUUUAGUCAACGGAAUGCUUCAUCGAAGUCUCGUGAGUGUAAUACGGUGUUCCAGUCCAAAGCGAUUGAUUGCACUCCUGCACCAUCGUCUCCCUCCUGCUGUUAAAUACCUCCAGAGUCUAGAACUACACCACGGCGCACUUCGAAAGUCUACCAUUGGGAAAUCAGCAAAAAGCAGGUGCAGCGCCUCCUCUGGGCCCAUGGAUGAGGAGGAGAAGGGGAGAAAAGGAGGAGGAGGAGGAGUGACAACGACGUCAGAAACAGCAGAGAGGAGAAGAAAAACAGGUGACACAACCAAAGAAGAGGAGGAUGAAGAAGCGGAGAGAGCGGAGGAGGAAGAUGAGGAGAGGAAGCGCUUGAUGAAGGGUUCUGCUCCAGAGACGGCAUCAGGGGGGCCCCAGACGGUGCGACCGAAAUCGGGGUCCCCUACUGGGACUGUCGCCCCAACCACACCCGGGAACCAGGAGCCACGGCUGCCCACCUCCACCUCCUCCACCACCUCCACCACCUCCUCCACGGCGCGCAGGAGCUUCCGGCUGGACUACCGUCACGAGGAGGAGGUGACUCGCUCCCAGCGGGACGCCAGCGGCCGAUUCGUCAACCCCUGGCCAACGUGGAGGUUCCCCUCCUAUGUCACCAUCCUCAGGCUGUUCAUCACGGAGAAGAAUCACAGCAACGUGCCCAGCUCGAAAGAGGUUCUGGAUAAAGAGCUGCCCAUCAUCGAGCCGUUCUUCGUCCGCUCCCCUGCCCCCCAGGCGUCCCUGCCCCCGGGUCAGCUGCGGGCCACCUGGCUGGGUCACGCCACCGUCCUGGUAGAGAUGGACGGUCUGACCAUCCUGACUGACCCCAUGUUCAGCCAGCGCGCCUCGCCACUGCCCCUGGUGGGCCCCAAGCGGUAUCGCGACGCGCCCUGCAGCGUGGAACAGCUGCCUCACGUAGACGCGGUGCUGAUUUCCCAUAACCACUACGAUCAUCUGGACUGGGCCUCAGUAGUGGCGCUGGAGAGGAGGUUCGGACCAGAGCUGCGCUGGCUGGUGCCGCUGGGCCUGUUGGACUGGAUGCACGGAUGCGGGUGCCAGAACGUCAUCCAGCUGGACUGGUGGGAACAGAACUGUGUACCAGGUCAUGAUGAGGUCACAUUCGUCUGCACGCCAGCGCAGCACUGGUGCAAACGCACACCGCUAGACGACAACCGAGCACUAUGGGGGAGCUGGACGGUUCUGGGUCCGUCGUGCCGGUUCUUCUUCGCCGGAGAUACGGGCUAUUGCUCCUCGUUUGCGGAGAUCGGACGCAGAUACGGACCCUUCGACCUGGCCGCCAUUCCCAUUGGAGCUUACCUGCCCAGGAGUAUCAUGCGUUCUCAGCAUGUGGACCCUGAGGAGGCAGUAAAGAUCCACAUUGAUGUCCAGGCCAAGCACUCUCUUGCCAUUCACUGGGGCACCUUCGCCUUAGCCUAUGAGUACUACCUGGACCCUCCUGUGAAGUUGCGGGAGGCCAUGGAGCAGCAAGGUCGUGACCCCCAGGAGUUCUUUACCCUCCACCACGGAGAAUCACGCAUGCUCACCGCACACACACACACACAAGACGUCUUCGAAUGACACACACUCGCUCACACACACACACACACACACGGAGAGUCAUGCACGCUCACCGCACACAUACACACACAAGAAUGUCUUCGAAUGACACACACACACACACAUACACACACACACACACACACACACACACACACA